Molecule: messenger RNA, 2139 nt
Organism: Alternaria atra
Lineage: Eukaryota; Fungi; Ascomycota; Dothideomycetes; Pleosporales; Pleosporaceae
Exons: 8
Coding region: 1-2139 (712 amino acids)
Biological process (GO): regulation of DNA-templated transcription; DNA-templated transcription
Molecular function (GO): DNA-binding transcription factor activity, RNA polymerase II-specific; DNA binding; zinc ion binding
Source: RefSeq, a predicted model, not a curated record
AUGGCAACCUCCAACGACCAUCGGAAAGGGACAAAACGAUCAUCGAACGCUUGCUCGCGGUGCAGGAGACAGAAGAUCAAGUGCUCGGGACAGCAGCCGUGCUCAAAUUGUGGUAAACGAAGUCUUACUUGCAUCUUCGACGAUAGAGAGAACAAGGUUCUGGUGACUCAAGGCUAUCUCUCCGAUCUUCGGGCAAAGGUGGCACGAUUGGAGCAAAACCCAGGGAAUUCGUCAGUAGCAUCUCAGGCACAAACAACGGCAGACAAUGCGACGGGUCAGGAAGAAGAUAGAGACUCACCGGAACUGGAAGAUGGCCAACAGCUGGCGAAUCCAUCUAGCAUUGGGGGCACGAGAGACAAUUCGCCUGGGCACAGACCCGAGCCUGACGAAUCGAACUUAAUCAACCCACUUAUCGAGUCCUCCAAGUUCAUGUCGUCUUCUUCUGGACAAACUUUCUACCUUGGCACCUCUUCAAACUGGUCGUUCCACGGACAAAUACUCAACCUGGUGCAUGAGCACACUCGAAAAUUACCUCUUCCAAGUGCCGACUUACUGUUUGAUGGCUCAGCAUAUGAAUUACCCUGGGACGGUACUCGUAGUCUUCCAGAUUCGAGUUCUCCGAUUAUUCCCAGUAUCGAUUACGCCAUCUUCCUGAUUAAUGCUGUGAAAUUCCAUUGCGCUCAGCUUGUACAUCUUUUCGAUGAAGACGAAUUCAUGGCAAACCUGCAUGCCUUCUAUUCGAAUUCCGAGAGAGGUGCAUGGAAAGAGAGCCUAUGGUAUAUACAUUUCCUUCUGGUACUGGCUUUCGGAAAGACCUUUAUCCAGGCAAAAGGUAACACACCGCGACCGCCAGGUGCCGACUUCUUUAUACAAGCCCUUCAGCUACUCCCGGAUACCAACCGGUUAUGCCGCGAGCCUGUAACGGCUGUUGAAAUACUUUGCUGUAUAGCGCUGUACCUGCAAGCCCUAGAUUCAAGGAAUGCAGCGCAUGUAACAGUAGGCCAAGCUAUGCGCAUCUCAAUGAUCCAAGGCAUGCAUACGGAUAUGCCAGUUGAGAACCUGGGCCAGCCUCUUGUCCAGCGAUGCCGCAAAAUUUGGUGGACAGUCUACAUCCUCGAUCGCCAAAUGACGUCCUUGAUGGGUCUGCCUCAAUCGAUCCAAGACGAUGAUAUUUCCUGCCGACUCCCAGACUUCAUAGGCUCCGCUCAGCGAGCUGCAGCGCUCAACAUGCAGAUCAAACUUGCACGUAUACAUGCCCAGAUAGCGAGAACUGUAUAUGGCUCGAAAGGUCGACUACGCAAGAAGUUUGUCGUAAGCAUUAAGGCUGUAUUGGACGAUCUUGGAUCCUUGGCGGAAGAGCUCCGACAGUCAUUUCCUCUACAUGAUGACGAACGCUUCGGAGGCAUCUCGAGGAUGCCAGCACACCUACAUCUACUCUACUUCCAGGCAAGGCUCUUAUCUUUUGCAGCACCGUUGCUUUUCUGCUGCUUGAAGAAAGUCUUCGAGUCACCAAGGGAAGUGCAACCAUUGCUCUCAUCCCGCAAGAUACGGCAUCUACUACAUAUAUCACUCGAAGCGUCUCAAAAGAUCUUGAAUAUUUUAGAAAGCUUGCAAGAUCAAGGACUACUUGAGACAUUCCUCCCAUGGGAUCUUGACGCACUUUUCGUAUCGACCAUGAUUCUCAUCCUGACGUGCUUCGUCGACUUCAGCUUGAUGGACAACCAAAGAAGCCACCUAGACAAAGCCUACAGCUUUAUGGAAACCAUAGUAUCUAGCGGCAACCGAAUCGCGGCAUUUCGAAACGUCGAACUCCAUAAACUUGAAGAGAUGUUAUCGGAGUAUUCCGAGAACAGAGAGCGGCCAUCCACCGCGGCUUCCAACACGAUCGACGCAGGACCAGGCAUGCAAUGUCCACUGUCUUUCCCUGAAGGGUAUCAAUCCACAGCCGGAUUACUGAACUCGGAAGACACAAUGCCACCUCCUUAUACUGGAAUAAGUGACGAGGGGAGCGGAUUUGGUGACGACUUGACGGCCGAGCAGAUCCUGGCUGUGGCAGAGUCUAUGGAUAUUGAGGGAACAGAUUGGCUAUCUUUCGGGACUUUAGAUAAUUACCAGAUCCUUGAUCCGCGUUUGCAAUGA